Molecule: messenger RNA, 1334 nt
Organism: Meloidogyne enterolobii
Lineage: Eukaryota; Metazoa; Nematoda; Chromadorea; Rhabditida; Meloidogynidae
Source: the annotation of a GenBank genome assembly
UUCCCUCUGUAUUUUUCAGUCUAUUUUUGCACCAAAUAAAUACAUAUGUCCAAGAUCUAAAACAGAUAAAAAAUCUAAAAAUCCGACUCACGAUGAGGCUAGAGGUCGGCAAAACCUUGUCUGAGGGUCCUGAAUGUGGGAUUCCUUCUAAAAAAUUUUUAGAAAUUUUUUGUCCACCUCCAGCAUUGAGUCCCAUCAAUUUGUUGGAUGUGAACGGGAUCCUGCGGGAUAACCCCCGAAAAAUCCGGCGCUGUAUUCCGUCCCGCACCGACUUCUAAACCAAAUUUCACCCUAAUUCCAAAACCGAAAACCCCUCAAGUAAAGUCUUGAGUCGGGAUCCCGCGGGAUAACCCCCGCAAAAUCCAGCGCGGAAUCCUGUCCCGCACCGACUUCUAAACCAAAUUUCACCUCAAUACCAAAACCGAAAAACCCCUUCAGAAAAGUGAGUCUUUGCCCAAGACCACUAAUCUUGAACAUUAUUUUCCACAUUUUAAGCCUUUUAUUUUUUGUUUGUUAAGCACCAAAAAUUAUCGGAAACACUUGAACUUUGAUUUCAUUUAUUUUAGCUUCCACAUAGACAGACGCUCUUCUCAAUUUUUAAUCCUUUUGUUUAAAAUUAAAUUUCUUAGACUAUUUAACAAUUUAAUUUAACAAUUUUUAAACCAAACAGAUUAUUUAAAAAAAAAGAAAGAAAAAAAUGUCUCCAGUUCAUAGUCCCAUUCUUAAUUUAACACAAAUGCAGCUUUCUUUUGCUGGGUGUGGAUUUCUCUGUAUUUACCAUGCGGGGGUUUGUGCUGCUAUUAAAGAAUACGCCCCACAACUAACUCUUAAUCGGAUAAAAGGAGCUUCCGCAGGUGCAAUUGCAGCUGCUGGUUUAGUUUGUAAUGUGUGUAUGUCACACGCAACCAGUACAAUUUUGCAAAUUGUUACUGAGGCGCGUGCUGGUUCUUUACUUGCACUUUCUCCCAAUUUUGAUGUUCUUGCACUUGUUCGACAAGGACUUGAACAAACAUUACCAGAAAAUGCCCAUAUUCUCUGUACUGGUCGACUUUUUAUUUCCGCUACACGGGCACGGGAUUACAAAAAUGCGCUUAUUUCUGAAUUUGUCUCUCGUGAGGAGUUGAUAGAAGCACUUUUGUGUUCUUGUUUCAUCCCUUUUUAUUGUGGAAGAACUCCGCCAACAUACCGAGGAGAGCAGUAUAUUGAUGGGGCUUUUUCGGAUAAUCAGCCAGGAAAGUGGGAGCCUGGCACUAUUACGGUGAGCCCAUUCAGUGGUGAAUCCGACAUUUGCCCGACUGAUGAGGAUAGUGCAAGGCAAGUUUAGAAAACUUCAC